Messenger RNA from Sitophilus oryzae (rice weevil), 2495 nucleotides. RefSeq names its product peroxisomal acyl-coenzyme A oxidase 3-like. The record is from RefSeq and is a predicted model, not a curated record. Bases 375 to 2441 code for a protein of 688 amino acids. Lineage: Eukaryota; Metazoa; Arthropoda; Insecta; Coleoptera; Curculionidae. Gene Ontology annotation, biological process: lipid homeostasis; fatty acid beta-oxidation using acyl-CoA oxidase. Gene Ontology annotation, cellular component: peroxisome. The transcript has 9 exons. Gene Ontology annotation, molecular function: FAD binding; pristanoyl-CoA oxidase activity; fatty acid binding.
UCUGAGAAUUUUGCUGUGGAACGCGCACAAAUGAUGAUACAAAAACUUUUUUUAUCAUGCCUUUAAAAUUUAACUUUCUACCAUCCAAUUUUAUAUUUAUUAUUUUACGAUUUUAACUUUAACCCUUUUAAAAUUUACCCGAAUUACGCAGUUUAAACAAGAAUCACCGAUUGUAUAUAAUUUUAUUUUUUCCGCAAUAUCAUCAACUCUGUAUAACGGGAAAGCGUUAAUAGCGCAAAAGAUUAAAGUUCAUUAGCUUCUAGCUUUCUAAAAAUAUUAAAUGUACAAAACACUUUAGACCAAGUACCUAUAUACUAAUCUGAGUUUAAUACAGUAUAUCUACUGUAAAUUUAAAGGAUAAUAAUUUUAUCAAGAUGACUGAUUUAUUAAAAGAUUUUAAAAGUGGGCCUUUGGAUGUUUAUAGAAAAAAAGCAUCAUUUGAUUGGAAAAAAUUGAAGAUAUUCCUGGAUACUGAAGAAGGUGUAAAAUAUGAAAUCGAAUUUUAUAAUGAACUUGAAAAAUACAAGGAAUUCAAAAAUCAUGAUAGUAUACAUGGUAUUUCGUUUGAUGAAGAAAGAAGAUUAGCAUUACAUCAGUGUUUUGCGUAUAAAUCAAUUAGAUUGCAUUCGCUGGAAUAUCAACUUGGAAAUUUAAUUUUUCCUUCGAUUUCUAAUAGAAUCGCCACACAAUUUCUUCCUUCCGCAGCAAUAAAAUAUAAUGUUUCGAUAACUUUAUUUGUCAAUGCUAUUCGUUCCUUAGGCACUGAAAGACAUUACCACUUUUUAGAUGACGUAGAAAUGGGAAAUAUUACAGGCUGUUAUUGUUUGACUGAAAUAGGUCAUGGGAGCAAUGCAAAGGGCAUGAGAACCACUGCAUCAUAUAACAAAGAAAAGAAAGUUUUUAUUCUACACUCUGAGAAUUUUGAAGCAGCAAAAUGUUGGGCUGGUGGUUUGGGCCAAACAGCAAGCCAUGCUUUGGUUUAUGCGCAAUUGAUAACCGGUGAAAGAAAAUAUGGACUACAUUGUUUUGUAGUUCCUAUCAGAGAUCCCAAAUCUUUACUGCCAUUUCCUGGUAUAAUUGUUGGGGAUAUGGGUGAAAAAAUAGGUCUUAAUGGUGUUGACAACGGGUUCUUACUAUUUAAUAAUUAUGAAAUACCUCGAGAGAAUUUACUAAACAAAUUAGGUGAUGUAAGUGAAGAUGGACAAUACAUUACUCCCUAUAAGGAUCCUAAUAAAAGACAUGGGGCUGCUUUAGGAAGUCUUUCUGGGGGUAGAGUAUACAUUACUGGGAUGUGUGAGGCUUAUACUACUCACGCAUUAACUAUUGCUAUCAGAUAUGCUGGUAUACGUAAGCAGUUUGGUCCUAAUGAACUUACCGAAGUGCCGCUAUUAGAAUAUCAAACGCACCAAUAUAGGCUACUACCGUAUCUAGCAGCUGCUUAUAUUCUUAGAAUAUUUUCUCCAUGGUUGAUUACAGUUUUGUACCAGUUUUCCAUAGAUGCGAUUAUGGGUAAUGAUAAAGAAUUACAGGCUCAACAAGGCUUAGAGCUACAUGCUGUAUCAUCAGCUUCGAAGCCUGUCGCUGGUUGGAUUGCAAAACAAGCAAUUCAGGAAUGCAGAGAGGCUUGUGGUGGACAUGGUUACUUAAAAGCUUCCAGGAUUGGAGAUAUUAGGAAUAAUAAUGAUGCUAACUUAACAUAUGAAGGAGAAAAUCAUAUUUUAAUUCAACAAACCAGUAACUGGCUACUGAAAUUCUGGCCAUUAAUAUUAAAUAAAAAGGAAAUUUCUUCUCCUCUAAAAUCUGUAAAUUUCCUAGGCGAUAGUUUGAAUAUAUUACAAAAAAAUAAAUUUUCUGCCACAUGUAUUGAAGAAAUGCGUUCACCAGAUAACAUUAUAUCCACUUACCAAUGGUUGGUUGCUUAUUUAUUAAGAAAAACCCAUACAAAUUUGGAAAACAGCAUGAAAAGUAAGGAUGUAUUUUGGGCCAAAAACGAGAAUCAAGUAUUCAAUGCGAAGAAUUUGUCGGUCGCUUUUAUAGAGCAUUUUAUGUUGCAAGUUACCCUAAGUAAAAUAAAAGAGGCUUCAGAAGAAUCUGUUAAAAACGUUCUCUUAAAAUUGUUUUCUCUUUUUGGACUUUGGUCGCUGGAGAAACAUGUUGCUUCCCUAUACGCAGGUGAAUAUGUAUCAGGUCCACAAUUUGUAACUCUGCUUGAAAAUUCAAUACUGAGAUUGUGCUCAGAUCUUAAGGAUGAAGCUAUUGCAUUGAUCGAUGUAAUUGCGCCACCCGAUGUUGUUAUAAAUUCGGUUUUGGGUGCGUCUGAUGGUGAGGUCUACAAACAUCUGCAGUCCGCCUUAUUCAGCUCUCCUUAUGCGAUGAGUAGACCAAGCUGGUGGCAAGAAAUAAUAUCUUUGCGCGAAAAUACUGUGCAAUCCAAGCUUUAAAAUAUUGUUUUACAUAUAUGGGAUUUUAUAAGCAAUAUAUUUUAUUUUUGAUAU